Gossypium raimondii (Peruvian cotton) is the source of this 823-nucleotide messenger RNA. RefSeq names its product vesicle transport protein GOT1. Gene Ontology annotation, biological process: retrograde transport, endosome to Golgi; endoplasmic reticulum to Golgi vesicle-mediated transport. The coding region runs from base 175 to 597 and encodes 140 amino acids. The record is from RefSeq and is a predicted model, not a curated record. The transcript is spliced from 7 exons. Lineage: Eukaryota; Viridiplantae; Streptophyta; Magnoliopsida; Malvales; Malvaceae.
UAAUUAGUAUACAUUUUUGUUUAUUAUUUAUCCCAGAAGUCUCUUAAAUUUCCCGACAAUACAAAGAAAUCUUUUUCGAGUUUUCUUAUCUCUAAUAAUUUCAUCAUACAUACUCCUGGUCCUGGCUCUUCUUUCCCUCUUUGAUUAGGUUCAGGAAUCUCAAUCAUCAGCUCAAUGGCUUCCUUUGAAAUGAACGACCGAAAGAAAAUUGGGCUAGGAUUAACCGGAUUUGGCAUAUUUUUUUCAUUUCUCGGAAUUAUCUUCUUGUUCGACAAGGGAUUUCUUGCCAUGGGAAAUAUCCUUUUCAUAUCAGGAGUGGCCUUGACUAUUGGUCUGAAGUCUACCAUGCAAUUUUUCAUGAAACGUCAAAAUUUUAAGGGAACAAUUUCGUUUGGUGUUGGCUUCUUUUUUGUUGUCAUUGGAUGGCCUAUCAUUGGCAUGGUAUUGGAGGCAUAUGGGUUUAUUGUGCUCUUUAGUGGUUUUUGGCCAACACUGGCAGUGUUUUUGCAGAGGAUACCUAUUGUUGGUUGGUUGUUCCAGCAACCAUAUAUUAGAUCGUUGUUCGACCGAUACCGGGGCAGGCGGGUGCCAGUAUAACCUCAUAUGUAUCAGAACUUAACACACUCAUGGUUAAGAAUAGAUGGUUGUUAAAUGACUUAAAUCUUACUAACUAGGAUCCCAAAUAAGACACCAACUUGUACAAGUCAUAGGAUUAUCUGAUUUUUUUUUUCUUUUCCUUCUUUUAAACCUAAGUUCCCUUUCUUUACCAUAUCUUGCCUCUGUUGUGCAAAGCUCUUUUAUUCAAUUUGGGCAUUUUCUUCCA